AUGGAUUCGAUGGAAACAGAAAGUGUUUGUUCAAAUAGUUCAUCUGAUAUCAAUAUACCAAAGGAUUAUAGUUUAUCUUCAACAGAUAUGAAUAUGAAAAGUAAUUCUGUUGAGACAAAUAACAACACAAUCAGUAAAUCGAUGAAGCUGAAUUUCGGUGUUGAAAGAUUGCUAUCAAAAUGUGAUAGACAAAUUGAAAAAGAAGAUCCAAUUGAUGAUAUGAUAAUGAAUAAAAAUUUAAUUAAUAAAAAUAUUUAUUCACCCAAUGUUCACGAUAAUGAAGUGCUGUUGAACUUAAGUGCCAAUAAUAUCAAUGAACCGGAAAUAGGAAAUCAUCAAUUAGAAAUAAAUUUAUUGCAUCAACAACUUACACACAUAAAUAAUGGAUUAGCAAAUCAAAACUUUGUGUUGAAACCAUUUCCGAUACGAUUCGGUAGGAAUCACAAUGGUAGGGUUAACUUCAUACAGAGCUCUAUAAAUUUUAUUAUAACCAAUUAG
This is a messenger RNA of Clunio marinus, 498 nucleotides long. The record is from the annotation of a GenBank genome assembly. Lineage: Eukaryota; Metazoa; Arthropoda; Insecta; Diptera; Chironomidae.